GUGCAUAAUUCAAGCGUGCAUGAAGAGCUGUGCUUUCUGAGGAGACAAAAUGCAAGAAUAAAAGAAAAAAAUCUUCAAACAUUCACAUCAGCCUUAGAGGACAAUACAAGCAGCAGGAUUUGAAAGAGAUUUGCAGAUGCACUCUCUUUAGGCAGGGAGAAUUCUCAUUAAAUGCAAGAUGCUUCUGUGGCUUGUGGGCUUGCACGGAGGUAGAGGUUUGCAAGACUGACGUAUCAGAUAAAGUCAGAGUGGUUACCACACCGACGGUGUAGCAGCUGCAUAAUAAAUGAUGGAGAGAAUCAUGUUAGGCAUGCCCACCUAACCUAACUUGAAUCAUGCGAAAGGGGAGCUGCUGGAAUUCAAAUAGACUUUCUGGUUCCCAGCAGUCGGCAGUAAUAGAAUGCUUUCAGGAAGAUGACAGAUGCAGGGGAAAGAUGCUGUUUUGCACUAUCUUGAUUUGUUACGGCAGCCAACUUAUUGGCAUGAUGGAGUGACAAGAAAAGCAGCUGGCAUGGAAGAUGAACGGGAAGAUGUUCAAAAGAAAACUUUCACAAAAUGGAUAAAUGCACAGUUUGCUAAGUUUGGAAGACGUUACAUUGAAGACCUUUUUAAUGAUUUUCGAGAUGGACGAAGACUUCUGGAGCUCCUGGAAUACCUUACAGGCCAAAAAAUUGCAAAAGAAAAGGGCUCCACAAGAGUUCAUGCUCUGAACAAUGUCAACAAAGCACUCCAGGUUUUGCAGAGAAAUAACGUUGAUUUGGUAAAUAUAGGGAGCUCAGACAUUGUGGAUGGAAAUCAUAAGCUGACCCUUGGUUUGAUCUGGAAUAUAAUCCUCCACUGGCAGGUCAAAGAUGUAAUGAAAAACAUCAUGGCUGGACUGCAGCAGACAAACAGUGAAAUGAUUCUGCUGAGCUGGGUCCGCCAAUCGACUCGCAAUUACCCACAGGUCAACGUUAUCAAUUUCACCACUAGCUGGUCUGAUGGAUUGGCUUUCAAUGCACUCCUCCACAGCCACAGACCAGACCUAUUUGAUUGGAAUGCUGUUGCUUCUCAGCCGUCACCUGUACAACGAUUAGAACAUGCAUUCAACGUAGCCCGGCAACACCUGGGCAUAGAGAAACUCCUUGAUCCUGAAGAUGUUGCAACUGCCUGUCCAGAUAAGAAGUCCAUCUUAAUGUAUGUGACUUCACUAUUCCAAGUUCUGCCCCAGAAAGUCACCAUGGAAGCCAUCAGGGAGGUGGAGAUGCUGCCACGACACACAAGGGUCACUAGAGAAGAGCACAUAGAAGUACAUGAACAGCAUUUUUCACAAGAAUUUUCAGAAACUGUUGAACAAAAGACAUUUAGCACCACGCGGAUGGGAUCUGAAAUGGAUCUUGAAAACUACCAAACUGCUUUAGAAGAAGUACUCACGUGGCUUCUCUCUGCUGAAGAUGCAUUACAAGCACAAGGAGAUAUAUCCAAUGAUGUAGAAGUUGUUAAAGAACAGUUUCACACACAUGAGGGUUUUAUGAUGGAGUUAACAGCUCAUCAAGGACGUGUUGGUAAUGUUUUGCAAGUUGGAAGUCAACUUUUAACAGCGGGAAAACUUUCAGAUGAUGAAGAGAAUGAAAUCCAAGAACAAAUGAAUCUACUUAAUUCUCGAUGGGAAAGUCUCAGGGUAGCAAGUAUGGAAAAACAAAGCAAUUUACAUAAAGUUCUAAUGGAUCUGCAGAAUCAGCAGCUGGCCCAGUUAGCUGACUGGCUGACAAAAACAGAAGAAAGGACAAAGAAAAUCGAUUUGGAGCCCCUAGGUCCAGAUCUAGAGGACCUAAAGCGUCAAGUAGAAGAGCAUAAGGCAUUUCAAGAAGAUCUGGAACAGGAACAAGUCAAGGUGAAUUCUCUAACCCAUAUGGUAGUGGUGGUUGAUGAGAACAGUGGAGACAGAGCUACUGCUGCACUGGAAGAGCAGCUUCAGCACUUUGGAAAACGAUGGGCAGUAAUCUGCAGAUGGACAGAAGACCGAUGGGUCCUUCUGCAAGAUAUUCUUCGUAAAUGGCAGCAUUUUGCAGAAGAGCAGUGCCUUUUUGAUGCGUGGCUUACUGAGAAAGAGGAUGCUGUGACCAAAAUUCGUACAACUGGCUUUGAAGAUCAAAAUGAAAUGCUGACCAAUCUAAGCAAAUUAGCUAUCUUAAAAGGAGAUCUAGAAAUGAAAAGGCAAAUGAUGAGUAAGCUGAAGUUGCUCAGUCAAGAUCUCCUUGUAGCUGUGAAAAAUAAAGCAGUGGCUCAAAAGCUGGAGAGUCGUCUUGAAAAUUUUGCCCAGCGCUGGGAUAGUCUUGUGCAGAAGGUGGAGAGCAAUUCUAAACAGAUUUCGCAGGCUGUCACUACCACUCAGACAUCAGUAACACAGACAACUGUAAUGGAAACUGUAACUAUGGUGACCACAAGAGAACAAAUCCUGGUUAAGCAUGCUAAAGAGGAACUCCCACCACCUCCACCCCACAAAAAAAGACAACUCCUUGUGGAUUCAGAAAUUAGGAAGAGGUUUGACUCUGACACAACAGAGCUCCACAGCUGGAUGACCCGCUCCGAAGCCGUGCUUCAGAGUCCCGAGUUUGCAAUCUUUCGAAAAGAAGGCAAUCUCUCAGAUCUCAGAGAACGAGUCAAUGCCAUCCAGCGAGAAAAGCCUGAGAAGUACAGAAAACUGCAAGAUGCCAGCAGAUCAGCUGAGGCCCUGGUGGAACAGAUGGUGAAUGAGGGCCUCAAUCCUGACAACAUUAGACAAGCCUCAGAGCAGCUGAAGAGCCGCUGGAUUGAGUUCUGUCAGUUGCUCAGUGAAAGACUGGCAUGGCUGGAGUACCAAAAUAACAUCAUUGACUUCUACUCCCAGCUGCAGCAACUGGAGCAGACAACAAUUACUGCAGAAAACUGGCUGAAAGCACAACCCACACCAGCAACAGAUCCUGCUACAGUAAAAACUCAGUUGGAAAAAUGCAAGGAUGAAAUCAUCCGAAUGUCAACCCUUCAACCUCAAAUUGAACGACUAAAGGCUCAAAGUCAAGCACUGAAAGAGAAAGAACAAGGACCAGUGUUUCUGGAUGCUGACCUUGCUGCUUUUACCAGCCAUUUCAAACAAAUAUUUGCUGACAUGCAUGCCAGAGAAAAGCAGCUACAGACCAUUUGUGACAGUUUGCCUCCUGCACACUACAAAGAGACAAUGAACACUGUACUUUUGUGGAUCCAGCAGUCAGAAACUAAACUCUCCAUGCCUCAGGUUGCAGUUGCUGAAUAUGAAAUUAUGGAGCAGAGACUCAGGGAGCUCAAGGCUCUACAAAGUUCUCUUCAAGAGCAGCAAAAAGGCCUAAACUAUCUCAGCACAACUGUGGAGGAUUUGUCCAGGAAAGCCCCUGCAGAAGUCAGUCAAAGAUACCGAUCAGAGAUUGAGGUGAUCCUUGGCCGCUGGAAGAAACUGUCAGCACAGCUGGUGGAACAUUGUCAGAAACUUGAGGAGCGUAUGACCAAACUCCAGCGAUUCCAGAAUGACACUAAAACACUGAAGAAGUGGAUGGCUGAAGUGGAUGUUUUUUUGAAGGAAGAGUGGCCUGCCCUUGGAGAUUCAGAAGCACUGGAAAAGCAACUUGAGCAAUGUACAGCUUUAGUAAAUGAUAUCCAGACAAUCCAGCCCAGUUUGAACAGCGUUAAUGAGGUUGGGAAGAAAAUGAAGAGUGAAGCAGAGCCAGAAUUUGCUUCCAGAAUAGAAUCAGAACUGAAGGAUCUCAAUGCUCAGUGGGAACACAUUUGCCAACAGGCCUAUGCUAAGAAGGCUGCAUUAAAAGGUGGUUUGGAUAAAACUGUGAGUCUCAGAAAGGAUUUGUCAGAGAUGCAUGAGUGGAUAACACAAGCUGAGGAAGAAUAUCUGGAAAGAGAUUUUGAGUAUAAAACACCUGAAGAAUUGCAGAGAGCUGUUGAGGAGCUGAAGAGGGCAAAGGAGGAAGCCAUGCAGAAAGAAGUGAAAGUGAAACUUAUUACAGAUUCUGUUAAUAAUUUUAUAGCAAAGGCUCCACCUGCAGCCCAUGAGGCUUUGAAAAAGGAGCUUGAUGUUCUGAUUACCAGCUACCAGCAACUCUGCAGCAGAUUGAAUGGAAAGUGGAAGACUUUGGAGGAGGUAUGGGCAUGUUGGCGUGAAUUAUUGUCGUAUUUGGAUGCAGAGAAUAAAUGGUUGAAUGAGAUUGAGCUGAAACUCAAGGCAACCGAAAAUGUCCAGGGAGGUGCAGAAGAGAUUUCUGAGUCUUUAGAUUCUUUGGAACGUUUAAUGAGACAUCCAGAAGAUAAUCGCAAUCAGAUUCGGGAAUUGGCUCAGACUUUAACAGAUGGUGGAAUAUUGGAUGAAUUGAUCAAUGAGAAACUUGAGAAGUUCAAUACUCGAUGGGAAGAACUUCAGCAGCAGGCCGUGAGAAGACAGAAAAGUCUUGAACAGAGUAUUCAAUCUGCACAGGAGACUGACAAAACCCUGCGCUUAAUCCAAGAGUCUCUCGCUGUUAUUGACAAACAGCUGACAGCCUACACUGCAGACAGAGUGGAUGCAGCACAGGUCCCUCAGGAAGCACAGAAAAUACAAUCUGAAUUAACAAGCCAUGAGAUUAGUUUGGAAGAAAUGAAGAAACGAAACCGGGGUAAAGAUGCUGCCAAAAGAGUGCUUUCCCAAAUUGAUGUGGCACAGAAAAAGCUGCAGGAUGUCUCCAUGAAGUUCCGCUUGUUCCAGAAGCCGGCCAACUUUGAACAGCGCCUACAGGAGUGUAAAAGAAUUUUAGAUGAAGUGAAGUUGCAGGUGCCCAAGUUGGAGACGAAGAGUGUUGAGCAGGAAGUAGUACAAUCACAGUUGGAUCAUUGCAUGAAAUUAUAUAAAAACCUGAGUGAGGUGAAGUCUGAAGUGGAAACAGUAAUAAAAACUGGGAGGCAGAUUGUUCAGAAGCAGCAGACGGAGAACCCCAAGGAACUGGAUGAAAGGCUUACAGCUUUGAAGUUGCAAUAUAAUGAGUUGGGUGCAAAGGUGACAGAAAAAAAACAAGAGUUGGAGAAAUGCUUGAAAUUGUCCCGGAAACUACGAAAAGAAAUUAAUUCUCUGACAGAAUGGCUCGCAGCGACAGACGCAGAAUUGACAAAGAGAUCGGCUGCGCAGGGGAUGCCGAGCAAUUUGGAUGCUGAAAUUGCCUGGGGCAAGGCAACACGGAAGGAGAUUGAGAAACGGCAAGUCCAGCUUAAGAGCAUCAGUGAUUUAGGAGAGAAUUUGAAGACAGUGAUGAAAGGAAAGGAAAGCCUGGUGGAGGAUAAACUCAGCCUGCUGAACAGUAACUGGAUUGCGGUAACUUCACGUGCUGAGGAAUGGUUCAAUCUGUUACUGGAAUAUCAAAAGCACAUGGAGGCUUUUGAUCAGAACUUAGCUAAUGUCACAACUUGGAUGUAUCGUGCUGAAAUACUGUUGGAUGAAUCUGAUAAACAAAAACCCCAGCAAAAAGAGGAAAUUCUUAAGCGCUUAAAGGCUGAGCUGAAUGACAUUCACCCAAAGGUGGACUCUGUGCGUGACCAGGCGAUGCACUUGAUGACAAACCGUGGGGAUCACUGCAGGAAAGUAAUAGAGCCUAAACUGUCAGAGCUCAACCAGCGAUUUGCAACUGUAUCACAGAGAAUUAAAAGUGUAAAGCCCUUCAUUCCUGUGAAGGAAUUGGAGCAAUUUGACUUCGAUAUACAAAAAAUGCUUGAACCACUGGAGGUUGAAAUUCAGCAGGGAGUGAAUCUGAAAGAGGAGGACUUCAAUAAAGAUAUGAGUGAAGAGGAUGAGAGCACAGUGAAAGAAUUGCUGCAAAGGGGCGACAGGCUUCAAAAGGGAGUCACAGAUGAGAGAAAGCGUGAGGAAAUAAAGACAAAACAACAGCUGUUGCGGACUAAACAUAAUGCCCUCAAGGACUUGAGAUCUCAAAGAAGAAAAAAGGCUUUAGAGAUUUCUCAUCAAUGGUAUCAGUACAAGAGGCAGGCUGAUGACCUAAUGACAUGGCUGGAUGACAUUGAGAAAAAGUUAGCCGGUCUACCAGACCAGAAAGAUGAGCAGAAGCUAAAGGAGAUUGGUGGAGAAUUGGAGAAGAAGAAGGAAGAUCUGAAUGCGGUGCACAGGCAGGCUGAACGCUUGUCUAAGGAUGGGGCUGCAAAAGCAGUGGAGCCAACCCUGAUACAGCUCAGCAAGCGCUGGCAAGAUUUUGAGAGCAAAUUUGCUCAGUUUCGAAGACUCAACUAUGCACAAAUUGUGAGUUGUUACUGGCAAACCCAUAUGUUUGCAACUGCUACUACUAACAGCAUCCUACUAACAGUGAGAGCUUCAGGGUCACUGUCAACUCUUCAGAUAUUAAUAAGAAAAACCCUAUUGUCUGCAAGUGGGGGAAUCUUUAUAUACUCCAAUACAAUAGUGCUCUGCUUUUGUCUUAAAAUUGCCCUUAAGUUAUAUCAGUCAAUAAGAAAAAACUCAGCAAUGAAAAAUUUGUGUUUAUUUCUGUUGCCUCAUUAUUUUUCCAUAACAUUUAUCAGUUUAGAAACAUUAGUUUGCCAUGCAUCUAUUUGGUUCACUGAACAUGUAAAACACAAAAAUUGUCUUUUCCAAACUACCCAUCUCAUGCCAAUUUUAAUUGGUUUUUUUAUUUGUCCAUAACAUGUUAUACUCACUUUAGGAAGUGACUUGAAAAAUUUUUAUGACACUAUAUAUACAUGGCCUCUUCUUCGAAUGCUUGAAUUCUCAAAAAAGUUUUUGUAAGAAAGUGUACCUUUAAAUUUGACAGGUUGAAAACAUAAUUUUAUGAACCAUCUUCAUGUCUUCUGAUUUUGUUUAGUUGUAUAUAAAAUGUAAUUAUUCUUACUUGUUUAUAAAUACUGCGGUAACUGGAUAAAUAAAAGGGAAAUUUUCACUA
Molecule: messenger RNA, 6932 nt
Organism: Pipra filicauda (Wire-tailed manakin)
Lineage: Eukaryota; Metazoa; Chordata; Aves; Passeriformes; Pipridae
Product: dystrophin-like
Exons: 40
Coding region: 422-6676 (2084 amino acids)
Biological process (GO): synaptic signaling
Cellular component (GO): plasma membrane
Molecular function (GO): protein binding
Source: RefSeq, a predicted model, not a curated record